Penicillium vulpinum is the source of this 1926-nucleotide messenger RNA. Its product is annotated as shugoshin family protein. Gene Ontology annotation, cellular component: chromosome, centromeric region; nucleus. Bases 1 to 1926 code for a protein of 641 amino acids. The transcript is spliced from 4 exons. NCBI's taxonomy places the organism in Eukaryota, Fungi, Ascomycota, Eurotiomycetes, Eurotiales, Aspergillaceae. Gene Ontology annotation, biological process: meiotic chromosome segregation. The record is from RefSeq and is a predicted model, not a curated record.
AUGGCUCGGUUGAAUGACUAUGCGGCUCCUGCCGAGUCCAUUGAGGCCUUGAAACGACGAUUUGUGCGACAAAACCGUGAGAUUGCGAGAGUGAAUUCCUUGCAAUCCCUUCGUAUUCGCAGCCUAGAAUCGGAAGUUUCGCAUCUACUUUCAGAGAAUGUGUCACUUCGAAAACAGGUCAUCAAUCUCACCCAGGAAACCGAAAGACUGGAAGCAGGGAAAAUGUUGCAAAGUGGAAUAUACGACAUUAAAUCCAAGCUAGAUGCGAAACUGGCCGAGUUGAGCAGUUUGGCGGCAGAUUUGGGAUCAUUGCCCCGCAACGUGACCAAGAUUUGUGGCGAACAGUUCGAUCGGCCAAAGCAAGCACCAGAGUCGAGGCCUAGGACAGAAGACAUGAUGGAAGGCGAAGAUGGAAGACUUCCUGCCAUUGUUGAGGAUAAAUAUUACCCUAGGCGGACUCUGGAGCCCCAAGAGCUUGACAGCCUAGUCCAAAGCGAUCACAGCAUCUUAGAUUCCCCGCCACAGUUCACCUUUAUGCCAGAGGAAGGAGAUGCACUCAUUGAAAAUUCAAGCCCAUCGCCACCAGAAUCAACAUUCAAGAAUCACUUAAACAGCGACAUACCCGAAGAACCUGAACCAAUACUUCCUCCAACCCUCGAGACACGCAAGAAGAAAAAGAAGUCGAGUUCGAUCAUUGCGCCUGAAAUUAGCCCCGCACCAAUAGACCGACAACCAAGUCCACCCAUCGAUACCACACAGCACGCACCAUUGGUUUCAACGAAGCGAAAAUACAUACCCGAAGACGAUGACCGAUUCACGUCCAACCUUAAUGCCGACGAUGACGAAUUCCAAUUCACUCGGCCCAGCCAUAGCCCAAAAAAGCAAAUGAACCCAUUCGAAGAUACACAGCGAGACCAGUCACCCGCCAAAAGUCAUGUUGACGUGACAAGAGGAUCAAAAACCCCUGUCCUGGCUAUGCGGAGGGUCCUCGAACCAAAGAGUGCAAAUUCUAAUCUAGCCUCUCCCAAGAAGGCCCGCAUGUCUUCAUACGCAGACUCUAAGCUUCUACAAAGGCCCACCAAGGGCGAUGAGAAUACCAACUCCCCACAAAAAGUCACAGAUGUUGAGAAACUCAGUGGCAAGACUAUCAACCAAAAGCCGCGUGUGUCCAAAAUCGCUCCUUCAAGCAAAGAAAAGCGCGCCAGUCGCCCUGCCCCUCCCCAGCUAGAAGAGCCAGCCCCGCGCCAGCCAGCACUAUCACCGCAUCCGAAUGUAAUGAAGACCGAGGAAGAGUCUACAACUCGGCCUUCCCGACGUCGUGGUGCUGUAGUUAGCUAUGCAGAGCCUAACCUACGGGACAAGAUGCGCCGUCCUACCAAGGAACUGAUCGAUGCUGUUGCACUUGGAUCGCGAAGGUCCUCCAGUUUCCAGACAGGACGGGACAGUUUGGACGGCGGAGAGGGUGGUCUCACCCAGUCUCAUGGCAGUCUCCCUGCUGAUUUCACUCUCGCGGCGCGGAGCUCAGAACUGUCCUCCGCGGAUGGAUCCUCCGAACAGCUACUAUCAAUGGUCUCCCGGAGAAAACGUAAGGUGUCCUCGGCACCACAGGAUGACAGCAAUGCGGGGAAUCCAAGCUCUGGCCUCCAGAAAGAGAUUGAGGAUAGUCUCGCAGACAUCUCGGCCCAAGUAUCUCAAGAACCAUUGAAUUCGAGACGUCAGCCUCGACGUCACUCGUCCAACCCCAAAAGCGCAACUGCAAACACGGCACAAUACGAGGUGGACCAGGCGGAACCACAAUCCCCAAUCGGCGACUCUCCAGAAGAUGAAGACUCAUUUGGACCGGGACCAAACGGUUCUACAAUGGACACUAGUCACGUCAAACGUGGUCAGCGCGUUGCUGCAAGGAGAAAAAGCAUGAUGGUGUGA